GGAGGAGGGAAAAGGAGGGAGGAGAGAGCUGUGGCGGCGGCGGCUGCGCCGGGGUGUGUGUCUCUCGCCGCCGGAGGAAGAUGAGGCUGAAGAUUGGGUUCAUCUUACGCAGUUUGCUUGUGGUGGCAAGCUUCCUGGGGCUAGUGGUCCUGUGGUCUUCCCUCUCCCCUCGGCCGGACGACCCGAGCCCACUGAGCAGGAUGAGGGAAGACAGAGAUGUCAAUAACCCCAUGCCUAACCGAGGAGGCAAUGGAUUAGCUCCUGGGGAUGACAGAUUCAAACCUGUGGUACCAUGGCCUCAUGUUGAAGGAGUAGAAGUGGACUUAGAGUCUAUUAGAAGAAAAAACAAGGCCAAAAAUGAACAAGAACACCAUGCUGGCAGAGAUUCCCAGAAAGACAUAAUACAGAGGCAGUAUGUCACAUUUAAGCCUCAGACAUUCACCUACCAUGAUCCUGUGCUACGUCCAGGGAUCCUCGGUAACUUUGAACCCAAAGAACCUGAGCCUCAUGGAGUGGUUGGUGGCCCUGGAGAAAAAGCCAAGCCCUUGGUUUUGGGACCAGAAUUCAAACCUGCUGUUCAAGCCAGCAUUAAAGAGUUUGGAUUUAACAUGGUGGCAAGUGACAUGAUCUCACUGGACCGCAGCGUCAAUGACUUGCGUCAAGAAGAAUGCAAAUACUGGCAUUAUGAUGAAAACCUGCUGACUUCCAGUGUUGUCAUUGUCUUCCAUAAUGAAGGAUGGUCAACCCUCAUGAGAACCGUCCACAGUGUAAUCAAAAGGACACCAAGGAAAUAUUUAGCAGAAAUUGUGUUAAUUGAUGAUUUCAGUAAUAAAGAACACUUAAAAGAAAAACUAGAUACCUACAUUAAACUGUGGAAUGGCCUAGUGAAGGUAUUUCGAAAUGAAAGAAGAGAAGGUUUGAUUCAAGCUCGAAGUAUUGGUGCUCAGAAGGCUAAACUUGGACAGGUUUUGAUAUACCUUGAUGCCCACUGUGAGGUGGCAGUUAACUGGUAUGCACCACUUGUAGCUCCCAUAUCUAAGGACAGAACCAUUUGCACUGUGCCGAUUAUAGAUGUCAUAAAUGGCAACACAUAUGAAAUUGUACCCCAAGGGGGUGGUGAUGAAGAUGGGUAUGCCCGAGGAGCAUGGGAUUGGAGUAUGCUCUGGAAACGGGUGCCUCUGACCGAGCGAGAGAAGAGAAUGAGAAAGACAAAAACUGAACCAUAUCGGUCCCCAGCCAUGGCUGGUGGAUUAUUUGCUAUUGAACGAGAGUUCUUCUUUGAAUUGGGUCUCUAUGAUCCAGGUCUCCAGAUUUGGGGUGGCGAAAACUUUGAGAUUUCAUACAAGAUAUGGCAGUGUGGUGGCAAAUUAUUGUUUGUCCCUUGUUCUCGUGUGGGACACAUCUACCGUCUUGAGGGCUGGCAAGGAAAUCCUCCACCCAUUUAUGUUGGAUCUUCUCCAACCCUAAAGAAUUAUGUUAGAGUUGUAGAGGUUUGGUGGGAUGAAUACAAAGACUAUUUCUAUGCUAGUCGUCCUGAAUCAAAAGCAUUGCCAUACGGGGAUAUAUCUGAGCUGAAAAAAUUUCGAGAAGAUCACAACUGCAAAAAUUUCAAAUGGUUCAUGGAAGAAAUAGCAUAUGAUAUCACUUCACAUUACCCUUUACCACCCAAAAAUGUUGACUGGGGAGAGAUCAGAGGUUUUGAAACUGCUUACUGCAUUGAUAGUAUGGGGAAAACAAAUGGAGGUUUUGUUGAACUAGGACCCUGCCACAGGAUGGGAGGGAAUCAGCUUUUCCGAAUCAAUGAAGCUAAUCAACUCAUGCAAUAUGACCAGUGUUUGACAAAGGGUCCUGAUGGAUCAAAAGUUAUGAUUACACACUGUAAUCUAAAUGAAUUCAAGGAAUGGCAGUACUUCAAGAACCUGCACAGGUUUACUCACAUCCCUUCAGGAAAGUGUUUAGAUCGCUCAGAGGUUCUACAUCAAGUGUUCAUCUCCAAAUGUGAUUCCAAUAAAACGACUCAAAAGUGGGAAAUGAAUAACAUCCAUACUAUUUAGGAAAAAAAAAAGAAAACAAUAACCUACCUGCUGACACAUAAAUUUAUACAGGACUGAAAAACGCCUGAAAACUGCUGCAACUAUUAUUAAUCCUGUACAGAUCCAAACCUGGAACCUCCAGAUCAGUUUGAAGGACAUUGAUAAACUGUGAUUUUACAAUAACAUUAUCAUCUGCAGUUACUGUUUACAAAACUGCUUUUACCUUAAACUUUGUAGAUGUUUACAUCUUUUUUGUUUUGUCUUGUUUUAAGAUGAUACUGUUAUUUGUGCAUUUAGCUCUGUUUUAUUUGGACAGAGUUAAAACCAUUGUUGUCUUCUUUGGGAUUACACUCAGGGGUCUGAAAGGCAGUUUGAUUUUUUUUUUUUUUUUAAACACACUUGAAAAAGGUUGGAGUAACCAGAAUUUCAUAUAUAACUUUGGUGAUUAUCAACCUGUUGUAUCUUUAUUUAAUUUUACAUCUUUAAGAAGCACUGCCACAGGUUAUUAGCCAAGGUGGCCUUCCUUCACAGUCAUGCUGCUUUUUUGAAAGGUGAAUUUCAACACAUUUAGUGCCUCUUUCAUUUCUCAGUAUAUAUUUCAAGAGCUUUUGAUGAAAUUUAUAGGAUGGUUACAAUGGACCUGUCACAUGUAUGAGGAAUAAUUUUACUACUCAGAAAUGAAUUUAUGUGCUACCGUUUGCUAUGAAGUUGAAUAUUGUAUUGCUUGAAAAAGAAAUGACAACAUGGAGCAUCCCAAGGCUAUUCACAGGGUUUGAAGAUUGUGGUGCAUUAACUCCCUCGCCUCCUGGCAUUACCAACACUUCCUUAGGUAAUGCCUAAGAUAGCAAAGGGGUAUUCCAACAUGGAGAAAAGUUGUCCACUGAAAUUUGGGAUUUACUUUUCCCCAGUACCUGUUAUUUUAGAAAACUAUAAAUUAAUAGUUUUGAAAUUGAAAGGUGGGUAAUAAAAUACAAAGAAAUACCACCAUAAACAUGUCACAAGUUCAUUCUGACCUAGGUAAGAAUGUCCAAGUCCUUGUUAGAUCAAGUCUUACAAAACUCCUGUUUUAACCUAAGCAAUCUAUGAAGUCACAAGUGAAUUUAUGUUUCAUUUGUAUCUUCAUCCAAAUGAAAUUCCCUGCAUUUUUUUUUUAAAGGCUAUUUAAGAGUACAGUUCAUUAACAAAUAAGAAUCACACUUUCUGUUAGAUUGGGUGUUAAUUCCCUAGUGUUUAAUUUGUUGUUUUUAGGAAGUGUAUUUUUAUUAGUAGUUUUUCAAUGAAGAGAUUUGUUUUGAGUUAAACAUUUGUCAAGACAGUACCUACUUUAAGAGAACCAAAUACUGCAAACAGUCAAUUUAUAUUUUAAUUUCUACAUAGUCUUUUAUUAUCACAAAGAUUAAAAAUGACUAAUGUAUUUAAAUGCUAAAAAAAAAAUCACAAAAUGAAAUGGGGAAAGGCAAGUAAAUUAAACAUUUUUGAUCUUGUAACCAUAAUACUACAAUGAAAGGAAUUCACAAAGUACUGACAGAGGAAAAUAUUUUUAAUUAAAGUUUAAAAGAGAAAAGAAAACACCAUACAUUUGUUUAAAAUAAACGCCUACAAGUUUCUUUCUUGUAAGCUUAGCUCUUAAAUUUGGAGAGUCAAACUUAGCUUUGAACAUCCUAAACAAAAGUUUCAUUUAUAAUUUUGAAUUGUCAACUUGUAUUUUGCUACUAAUCUGUGAUCAACCAUUUUAACUUUCAUUCAUUUCUAGGGAUGUUUAAAAGGAAUACAUUUAUAUGCUUAUAUAAUUGCAUAAUAAAUCAACUAUAAAAAAAAAACUAAGAGAGAAUUGGUACUUUGAUUACUGUGUGUUUGCAAAUAGACUCCAUUUUCCAUGUUGAAUAGAUUCUAACCUUGUUAACUAUGCAUAGGCCUGAGAAAGGUGGCACAUAAACUGUGCAUGUAAAUUUUUAAAAAGUAUUUUGUGCAAUUCAUUAAAAGUCUAUAUAUUGAAAAUCAGAAAAUUUACCAAACACAAAAAACAUCAGAAGCUGCUGCCAUAAUGACUAUUUUCUACUGUAGGCUGCUUUGAAAAUAAUAAUUCCCAUAUCCUUGCUUUGUAAGUUGAUGAUAUCACUAUGCAUUUCUACACAUUUUAUAAAUUUGAUUUAUGCAGAUUUUGAUACACUGUAUGUUUCUGUAGAAAUUGUAUAAACAAAAUUUUAUUAGGGAUAAAUUUUGAGAAGCUUAUGUAUAUCUAAUUUGGGGUUGCUUUUUAGGUAAGAAAAAAUAAAAUACUGUAUUUUAAUC
Orycteropus afer afer is the source of this 4325-nucleotide messenger RNA. RefSeq names its product polypeptide N-acetylgalactosaminyltransferase 7 (gene GALNT7). Gene Ontology annotation, cellular component: Golgi apparatus. The record is from RefSeq and is a predicted model, not a curated record. Lineage: Eukaryota; Metazoa; Chordata; Mammalia; Tubulidentata; Orycteropodidae.